AUGGAAGACCAGGCUCCUGGUGCGUUUGGGAGGCUAUACGAUGUCUAUACAGAGCUCGGAACGCGUGAGCCUUCCACUCUGGAGCAAGCGCAAGCUGUCAUCGAGUACAUACGGACAGAAAAAGGGUACCUAGACAAGGAUAUCUUGCGUGAGCUUGACACAAUCUCCCCAAGAAAUCGAGAGAGACUUCUCAGGAUCGUACAGCUCAAGCAAGAAUCUGAGGCGGCAUACACCACAAGUAUCUCAGAGCAACUGUACUCGUCCAAGUACCGCUUCUUAAACGAAUUAGUUCAGAAUGCGGAUGACUCUUCAUACCGCACCGCAGAGAAGGGUGGAGUGUCGCCGUACUUGCGAUUCGAGAUCACUCCAGACGUGUUCAUCGUUGAAACAAACGAAGACGGCUUCACGAGGGCAAACAUCGAGGCCAUCUGUGCGACCGGGAAGAGCUCGAAAAAAGCUUCCCAGAACGACGAUCACAUUGGUGAAAAAGGCUUCGGUUUCAAAUCAGUCUUCUCUAUUGCUGAAGAAGUUCACAUCCAGUCAGGGCUUUGGUCCUUUGGAUUCAAGCAUUGCAAAGGGCAGCGCGGGUUAGGCAUGGUCACACCUUUGGACAUUCCGCCAGAGGUUCUGCCCGGUGAUGUAACGACAAGAAUAACGCUACGAUACUCCAGCCAAGCUAAAGACCAGUAUGAGAGAUUGACUGCGUCGGUCAGGCAUCUACCCCAUACCAUGAUCAUGUUCAUCCAACGAAUCCGAACAUUCCACGUCGCCAUUACUGACGGCCAAUGCGAGAGGUGGUCUACAAGCAAAGAAUAUGACUCGUCAAAGUCACGAUGUACUAUCACCAAAGUUCACAGAAAGAGCGACGCAAUGGACGCGAAAACGUGGACGUUUCUGCUGUUCAGCAGCAUCGAGAGAUACUUACCGGCAGAUGAGCGUCGCAAGAACCGCACAGAAGCGAAAAUCGAGCUUGCUUUUCCCAUCUAUUUAGUCGAAGACAAAGAGGAACCCGAAGUAUUAAAUAUGGGCCAGCACGUCUUUGCCUACCUGCCGUUACAGAGACUGUCACAAAUGAAGUUCCUCAUCCAAUCAGACUUUAUCACAGCAGCGAACCGGGAGACUGUGGCCGACUGUCCUUGGAACGACGCGAUUUAUGAAGGUGUCGCGCAACUCUUUGUCAGCGCAGUCACUGGAACCUUUGCGCAACCGGACCAUCCAUUGCGGCACUCCUGGCUUGAAUACCUGCCUAUGCAAUCGAUGGACUUUCCAUGGAAUCAGCUGACUUCUUCGAUCAAGAAGUCAAUCACGGAGUCACUCAGGUUGAAACCUGUCAUCCAAUCCCGAGAGCAGAGACAAUUCAAGGUGCCUUCUCAAUUCCGAAAUUUGGUCUACUCCACCAUGCACAAUAAUGAGCCUCUUCUGCCUGACCUAGCAGACGAGUUAUACAUGUCCAGUGGAUACGCAGAUAAACAUAGGAAUUGUUUCCAUACACUGGGUGUUAAAAAUGUGACCUGGGAAGACGUCAUCCGCUUGCUUAAAGCUGACGUUGUGAGAUUGUCAUCGAGGCUUAAGAGCAAGCCAGCAACAGACCCGUGGCAUGAAACCUUUUCCGACCUUAUGAUUCAGCCCUUCGUAAAUCCUUCUUUAUGGCACCUUCAGGAUCAAAUCAAGCCGCUGGCACUGCUUCCAUUGUCAGGCUCACGCUCGUGGACCGGUGCCCCUGGAGUGAGUGUGGGUGGCCCUAGGAAUGUUUAUUUCGCAUGCGUUGGCACAACGCCAAUACCGAAGCCCCUGCCGUUGAGUGUUCUUGACACAGUCGCGUCUACCAAUCCGAAGCGUAGAGCAUUUGCUAAGGCGAUGGGAGUCGAGGAAUGCUCCAAAACCACCGUGUUUGCAGAAAUUUGUAAGCGACAUUGCGAGACAUUCUCAACACCCGUUAUCGAAAAUGAUCAGUUCGUAUUCCUGUACCGCCAGCAAUGCAACGUCGAUGACAUCAGGGGAUGGGUGAGAGUACCCUUGACCGCGGGUGGUACAGCGAGAGCCAAAGACACCAAUCUUUAUUUCGCUUCGAGUGGGGAAUUCGACAUGUUCAAGCUUCUUCCGAAGCAAAAUGCAACUGCAAAAUUCUUGGCAUCAUCUCUAUUCGAUGCGCAGUCGCCGAGUACAUUAGUCAACCACGAGGACUGGGAGACGUGGCUCGCUCGUGCGACAGGCGCAAGGUACUUCCCACCGCUAUCGAAUACAGAGACUAGGGGUGGUGGCCUGUUCGGCAGCUUUUGUCGAGUCCUUUCACCGGAAGUGAGAGACGUUGCCAAAUACAAACCACGAAAGUUUCUGGGGAUGCUCAAAGCCCAUUGGAACGUGUACCAACAAGAGUCUCACUACGUCGAAGAGGAGUUGAAAAAGUGCAAGGUGCACUGCAGAUCCGGCAAUCUGGUUCCACUGCAUACCGCAUACCUACCAACGAAAGAGGUCAUUGAGACGAUCAACGAUCUCGGUAUCUCUGGAAGCACUAUACCUCUGCUCAGCGUGUCUGAUAGCGCAUUGGAUGGAUUGGCCUACCAAUCCUGGAGGUUCUUGGAAGAAUUCGGCGUCAGCCCAAAGCCAGACAUGGAGUUCUACGUGCUAGCUUUGCAAGCAAUCGCUUUAGGUCCUGCCCAGACUGACUCCAGCACCGUUACGCGGAUCUACACGCGCAUGGCUGAGAUGGCUACGGUACAACAUCAUGAGAAACUUCGCAAAGUAUUCGAUGACACUGGUCGUCCGACAAUCUGGGAUAAGCAUUGCAGCGCAUGGACAAUCCGCAGUAAGUGCAUGACAGAUGGUCCAGACUUCAUCACCUUCAAAUCCGUCUUGCAACGCUCGUAUCGAGAUAAUAGCCUCGUGCACGGGUUUUUCACGACGGUGCUUGGCAUCAGCACGUGGACGAUGCACGAUGUUAUUCGAGAGCUCGAAACGCGACAGUCUCGCAACCAUAUCCCCGCGAGAACUUCUGAAGCACAGGACAUCUACGAAUUCAUGCUUGAAAAAGCUGGCAGUGACACUGAAUGGCAAUUGAUCAAGGCAGCAUUCUCAGAGAAGAGGCUUGUGCUCGGCGAAAAUGGCGCCUGGCACGCCUUGGGCACCUGCCUUUGGAGAAGUCCUUUCGCGCUUGCCGACUUCCAAGAUCUCUCAACGAUGUACCCCAACCUGGAAACAUUCUUCGUCCGCAAGCUGGGCGUCAAAAAAGCUAGCCCAAGCAUGCUUAUCAACGAGGUCAAGCGCAUGGCAGAAGAGCCGCAACCGCGCGUUCAAGAUAUUCGCGCUCGCUUGGUUGAGAUUGGUACGAUGCUUACCAAGAUAUCAGUUGAUGACAGUGUGUCUCGUGCCUUGGAAAAUCUCAAAACAGUCGCCUUUUUGCCAAAGAAGCAGAGUGGAAGACCUUCGGUGCUGGUAGGGGUGACAGCAGAUUUUGCAAUUUCCGAUCAUGCGCGAUACGGCGAGGCAUUUGCCGCGGAGGACAUCCUGCUUGACUUCCAGAUACACGAGGCGCAGAUCAUGCAUACUAUGUUUCGACAUUUGGGCCUGACUCACCGGUAUCUCUCGACAGGAGUCAAGGAGGUAUCAGUAGUUGGAGAUGGUGCAACCGAAGACGAAGAGCUGUCAAGGCAAUUGCAGUCAAAAGCAUACGGCUUAUACUGUUGCGCUGCAAAGUACAAAAGCAAUCAAGCCCUACAAGGACAACGCUUACUGUAUACACAACUGUGUGCAGUGGUCGUAUCCACGUCCAGCGAUAUAUCAACCAAUUUGGUAAUUUCUCUACUCUCUGAGUCGAUCAGCGUCCGAAGCGACAGAUCAUUUAUUAACCAUAAAGUCCUUGGCGAAAAAAUCACAAUUUAUGUGCCGGAAGAUCAACGCGAGCGCCGGUCUUGCUAUCGAUCGCAGCUACCAAAAUUACUGGCAAGCAUAUUGGGCGUUGGUGAAGCUGCUACUUUUGACAUUUCUUGUGUCGUCUCAGCUAGCCCGCGGGAUCUCGAGGAUAUUCUCGAGGAGCAGGAUAUCCCGCAGGUUGAGUGGAUUCCAAAGCCAGUAUCUGCGAUACCGGAGAAACCGGAGGAGGUUGAGCAACCGGGCACUACUAUCGCACUGGCCGACAUUUGCGAAGUGCAAGCUAUACCGGUCGCAUUUGACGUCAUUACACCCAAUGCGUCGCAUUCACGCCAGGGAUAUGCACGAGUGAGUGCUAGUCCGCCUGUAAUCGCUCCGAACGUGAAGCUACCAUACUUCCCUGAAUUGGUCGAGCAGGUUGUCAGGGUUGCUCGACGUGUCGGCCACAGAUACAGGAAUCCGAACGGUCCGGCCACCCAAGCUGGAGAUGACAACCAACUGCUUCGUUACUUCGACCAUCUGACCACUUUCGGUAGCCGAGAGACCGACUCCUCCCAUAACCGAAAAAUCGGCGCUGUUGGAGAAGGCUAUGUCUUUACCCUCCUCUCAACCCUCAACCUCCCUAAUUUCAACGAAUCCAAUUGGCCGAGCACAAUACGAAGCGAACUUACAGGCCGUUUCGGUUUUGAAGAUCUGACAGCAUGGCAUGGACACGAGACUUCUGAUCUCGUGUACAAGGAUGAUACUGGUGCUUUUACUGAAUACCUGCGCAAUAACUGCGUAGGCGGCUUUUCGCCCUGGAUUUUCGAAACACGAAAUAUGCAAACGUCGCCAGUUGAGUACUACCUUGAAGUCAAAAGCACAACAGGUCGAUGUGGAACGAGGUUCUAUAUGAGCGGGAAGCAAUACGAAAGGAUGGAGAGUAUGGCCUUGGAUUUGCCCAAAUCUAGGAAUAAGGUAUAUGUCAUCUUGCGCGUGUACGACAUGUUAACGCCGGAUGUCGGGUUGGAAAUCUUUGUGGAUCCGUUGAGAUUCAAGGGCACGAAGUUGGACUUCGAGACGGAACAGUGGUAUGUAAGUACGAAAUGA
Molecule: messenger RNA, 4956 nt
Organism: Ascochyta rabiei
Lineage: Eukaryota; Fungi; Ascomycota; Dothideomycetes; Pleosporales; Didymellaceae
Exons: 8
Coding region: 1-4956 (1651 amino acids)
Source: RefSeq, a predicted model, not a curated record